CUAACCGAGUGAUGCGAAUAGGCAUUUGCUGCGAUGGUCGGGGGGAAGGCUUCCACGAAUCUGGAAUCUCGUUGUCUGUAUGCAGUAAUUUGGCCGGGGGUGGUCGAGGGCAGCCUGAGUUGAGAGAAGUUAGACAUGAACGCACAAAUAAAACAAUUUAAUAUCGAGUCUUUCAGCCAGUAAAACCCCAGCAAAGGAACUUUUGGAGUCGGUUUGACUGUUUCUUCGUGAGCUAAUGGAUUUAUGAAAACGACGAACGGAUCUUCUAUCGCUUCUAAAAUCUCUUAGAAUUGAAGUGGGAAUAUUGCACACCUUUUCGUACCGAAAGGUACAACUAGACUUAAUCACAUUUUAUAGUAGCUAAUGUAGUCCUAUCCUACAUUUUUUUUCUUUCUACGUUUUUACCUUGUACAUUUUGAAGGUCUGGGAUUGGGGCAGACUUCUCCCUGGAGGAAGGUUUCUUUUGAUGCUUUGCGCAUUGUUUUCUUUUCUUUUGGGCAAGUUGGGUAAACGUGGGAAAAGUAUAAUAUAUUGUAAAAGUUUCUUCGUUUAAUACCGCAUAUUUACGGGUUAAAAUAAACUACGUUGGAUAUUCAAGCUUUUGUAAAAGAAAAAAUUAACAUCAAAUCUCGGAGUACAACAUUUUUCUACACUGGCAGUUUCGUCGCCUCUCGAGGGUUUUGUCAAAAAGUUUGGCACAGUGAAUGCCUCAGUGCUGAUGCCCCAGAGGUCCGGAUGGAGUUCCAGUCACAGAGUAAUCAACAGCUGUAGCGCACCCCACAGGAUGUUGGCGGUGCAGAGUAUGCUGGUGGUUCUGGCCUUUCUUGCCCAGAUUUUACCCUCCCAGGCCCGGCCUGCCAUCCCAGAUGAAGUCGUCUCUGCACCACCUGUGAAAAUCCAAGCGGAGCUUUACACCCUGUACCCUGGAGACCGACUGGAGCUGAAAUGUAGCACUGAGUCAGUCAACUGGACCAAGGAUGAGACAUUGGUGGUGGAUGGGGAGCACACACGUUUACGAGACGGCCAACUGGAGAUCGAGGGAGUGGAGCCGGCUGACUCGGGCCUGUACACCUGCGUCGCCUUUGGCAACCACAGCUCCUACUUCUCUGUCAAUGUCACAGUUGAUAUCCUGGCAUCCUCUGAAGAUGAAGAAGAGGAGGAUGAGUCUUCCUCAGAGGAGGCAAAGCUGUCUAGCAGUCAAAAGCUUUUGCCAAUGGCCCCUCAGUGGGCUCAGCCAGAGAAGAUGGAAAAAAAGUUGCAUGCUGUCCCAGCCAGUAAGACUGUCAAGUUCCGCUGCCAGGCCAGUGGGAACCCUACCCCAACACUCAAGUGGUUCAAGAACGGCAAGGAGUUCAAGAGGGAUCAGCGCAUCGGGGGCUUCAAGGUUCGAGAACACAUGUGGACCAUAAUCAUGGAGUCUGUAGUGCCAUCCGACAAGGGAAACUACACCUGUGUAGUAGAAAACCAACAUGGAAGCAUUAACCACACUUACCAGCUGGAUGUUGUUGAGCGUUCCCCCCACAGACCCAUCCUGCAGGCGGGACUGCCAGCCAAUAACACUGCGGUGGUGGGCAGUGAUGUGGAGUUUGAGUGUAAGGUGUUCAGCGACCCCCAGCCUCACAUCCAGUGGCUGAAGCACAUCGAGGUCAAUGGAAGCCGCGUGGGCCCUGAUGGCUUACCCUACGUCCGUGUCCUCAAGCACUCUGGGGUUAAUAGCUCGGACACUCAGGUGUUGACCCUCUACAAUGUCACUGAGGAGGAGAGCGGGGAGUAUAUAUGUAAAGUGUCCAAUUAUAUAGGCGAGGCCAAUCAGUCAGCCUGGCUGACCGUCAUCAGGCAUGAGGCCCAAGCAGUCCCCCCUUCUCCACCACCCAACCAAACCUACCUGGAAGUGCUGAUCUACUGUGUGGGCUUCUUCCUCAUUGCUGUCAUGGUGGCCGUGGCCAUCAUCUUAAAGAUGCGCAGCUCGUCAAAGAAGAGUGACUUCAGCAGUCAGCUGGCUGUCCACAAGCUGGCUAAAAGCAUCCCCCUGCGCAGACAGGUAACAGUGUCAGUGGACUCUAGCUCCUCCCUCCACUCCGGGGUGAUGUUGGUGCGGCCCUCCCGCCUCUCAUCCAGCGGCUCUCCUAUGCUGUCUGGGGUGUCUGAGUACGAGUUGCCCCAGGAUCCACGCUGGGAGCUGCCCAGAGACCGACUGGUGCUGGGGAAACCCUUGGGAGAAGGCUGCUUUGGCCAGGUGGUGAUGGGAGAGGCUGUAGGGAUGGACAAAGAGAAGCCAAACAGGAUCACCAAAGUGGCUGUGAAGAUGCUCAAAUCUGAUGCUACAGAGAAAGACCUGUCAGAUCUGAUCUCUGAGAUGGAGAUGAUGAAGAUCAUUGGGAAGCACAAGAACAUCAUUAACCUGCUGGGAGCCUGUACCCAGGAUGGUCCUCUCUAUGUUAUUGUGGAGUAUGCCUCCAAGGGAAACCUCCGGGAGUACCUGAGAGCUCGGCGUCCACCAGGCAUGGAGUACUGCUACAACCCUGACCAGGUGCCCAUAGAGAACAUGUCUAUCAAAGACCUGGUGUCCUGUGCCUACCAGGUGGCCCGCGGCAUGGAGUACCUGUCCUCUAAGAAGGUAACAUCAGGAUCCGACUCUACGUACAUCAGCACAUGUAUCCACAGAGACCUGGCUGCCCGCAACGUACUGGUGACUGAGGACAAUGUGAUGAAGAUCGCAGACUUUGGCCUGGCCAGAGAUAUCCACCAUAUUGAUUACUAUAAGAAGACCACCAAUGGUCGUUUGCCAGUCAAGUGGAUGGCCCCAGAAGCUCUAUUUGACCGGAUAUACACGCACCAAAGUGAUGUAUGGUCUUUCGGGGUGCUGCUGUGGGAAAUCUUCACACUGGGGGGCUCGCCGUACCCGGGGGUUCCUGUGGAGGAAUUGUUCAAGCUGCUGAAGGAGGGCCACCGCAUGGACAAGCCCUCCACCUGCACCCAUGAACUAUACAUGAUGAUGAGGGACUGCUGGCAUGCUGUUCCCUCUCACCGGCCCACGUUCAAACAGCUGGUGGAAGACCUGGACCGCACCCUGGCCAUGACGUCCAACCAGGAGUACUUGGAGCUGUCUGUGCCUCUGGACCAGUAUUCCCCCAGCUACCCUGACACACGCAGCUCCACCUGCUCCUCGGGCGAGGACUCGGUCUUCUCCCACGAUGCUGGUGCUGAGGAGCCCUGCCUGCCAAAGUUUCCUCCCCACUCCAACGGGGUGGCCAUCAAGAAACGCUGAUACCUCACUCCCCUCAAAUACCAAAUAUUCAUUUUCCUGUGUUCUCCUCUGCACAACUGGCCUGGUAUGGAUAUUUCCCACCCUCCCAGAGACUAGGUAACACACCAGUGGAGAAUGUGACGGGCUUACUUCGGAAAUGUUUAAACUGACCGGUAGGGCAUCAAGAACUCAAGGCAGUUUGCUUGCUCGUGGUUGAGGUGGAAAUGUUUUCAGGGCACUUUGUAUUGCUGGGAUUUUCUUUCUGUUUGUGUCAAACAGUGCAGGAGAAAGAAACACUCACUAAUUUCUCUACUCUGAGCAUUCCACUGAACAAGGGAAACAGACAGGAUUGAAUUGAAAAGAUUAUGAAAUAGAUGGAUCAGAGUUAGAAUUAUGUCUGUUGUAUUUGUUAAUCAAUAAUAAAUGACCAAUUCCAGAGAAUAUAUUACCAAGGGACAUUCAUACAUUGUAUACACUAUAUAUACAAAAGUAUGUGGGCAUGCUUUCAAAUGAGUGAAUUUGGCCAUUUCAUCCACAUCUGUUGCUGUCCGGUGUAUAAAAUCGAGAACACAGCCAUGUAAUCUUCAUAGACAAACAUCAGCAGUAGAAUGGCCUUACUGAAGAGCUCAGUGACUUUCAACGUGGCACCAACACGUUACGUUAUCACAUUUCUGACCUGCUAGAAUGGCCCCGGUCAACUGUAAGUGCUGUUAUUGUAAAGUGGAAAUGUCUAGGAGCAACAACGGCUCAGCCGUGAAGUGGUAGAACACACAAGCUCACAGAAUGGGAGUGCUGAAGCGUGUAAAAAUCC
Molecule: messenger RNA, 4058 nt
Organism: Oncorhynchus tshawytscha (Chinook salmon)
Lineage: Eukaryota; Metazoa; Chordata; Actinopteri; Salmoniformes; Salmonidae
Product: fibroblast growth factor receptor 1-A-like
Exons: 18
Coding region: 719-3268 (849 amino acids)
Biological process (GO): protein phosphorylation; multicellular organism development; positive regulation of cell population proliferation
Cellular component (GO): signaling receptor complex; membrane
Molecular function (GO): fibroblast growth factor receptor activity; fibroblast growth factor binding; ATP binding
Source: RefSeq, a predicted model, not a curated record